Molecule: messenger RNA, 1218 nt
Organism: Juglans regia (Persian walnut)
Lineage: Eukaryota; Viridiplantae; Streptophyta; Magnoliopsida; Fagales; Juglandaceae
Product: receptor kinase-like protein Xa21
Exons: 2
Coding region: 1-1218 (405 amino acids)
Molecular function (GO): protein binding
Source: RefSeq, a predicted model, not a curated record
AUGGACCUUGGAGGUACCAUUCCUCCGCAGAUUGGAAAUCUUUCGUUCUUGGUUAGUCUAAGCAUAGGCAACAACAGUUUUCAUGGUUCAUUGCCAAAUGAGUUGUCCCGUCUUUUUCGGUUGCAAUUCCUAGACUUGAGUUAUAAUGAAUUCAGCGGAGAAAUCCCACCAUGGAUGGGUUUGCUAAACAAACUUCAAAUAUUGUUUCUCAAUGGUAACAAUUUCGAAGGUAGUAUUCCACAAUCUCUAUCUAACAUAUCGUCAUUGCAGCAGAUUGAUCUUGCAUAUAACCAGCUUUCAGGCUCCAUACCGUCCUCUAUAUUCAAGAUGCCUACUUUGCAACAAAUUGUCCUCUACUCAAAUAAGCUUUCAGGUCCAAUGCCGGCCUCCAUUUUCUUCAAUGCGUCUUCACUACAAUACAUUAACCUCGGUAAUAACGAGUUAUCUGGUGGACUAUCGACGUAUAUGUUUGAUCAUCUUCCCAACUUACAAUUUCUUUCCGUCGCCCAUAACCAUUUCUCUGGCGUACUCCCAGAAAUAGGGAACUUAACCAUGCUUACAGCGUUGUUCCUUUAUCAUAACAACUUUGAAGGUGCAAUACCGAGUCAAAUUGGAAGACUGCAAAAACUAGAGCAAUUCGCAAUUUACUCGAACUAUUUUUCUGGACCAAUUCUGUAUGAGAUCUUCAAUAUCUCAACUUUACGAAAUAUUAAGAUGGCAUUCAAUAAUCUCUCAGGUGACCUUCCAUCAAAUAUGGGUCUUUUUCUUCAUAAUCUCCAGGUCCUUGCUCUUCAUGGGAAUGAACUGAGUGGAACGAUUCCCAACUCUAUUCUCAAUGCUUCACAGCUCAUCAUAUUAGAUUUGGGUGAUAACUCAUUCUCAAGCUCAAUUCCAAAAGCAAUUGGUAAUUUAAGGUUCCUCGAGGCGCUGAUCCUCGGAGAUAAUAAGUUGACAAUUCAGUCUCGAGAACUUGGGAGCAUUUUCUCUUCUUUGUCGAGUUGCAAAUUUCUCAGACUUUUUUCUUUGGCCAAAAGUCACUUGAAUGACGUCCUUCCCAAUUCAAUUGGGAACCUCUCAACCUCUCUUCAAAGACUUGGAUUACAUGACUGCAAUAUUAAGGGCAACAUUCCAGAAGAGAUUGGCAAUUUAAGUAGCUUGAUUGAUUUGACCCUAAACCACAAUGAACUGGGAGGACCUAUUCCAACUACAAUUGGAUGA